GGGUCAUAGCCACAGCCUACAUUGAGCUUCCAUUGUCUCAGGACAUAUAUUGGUCUCCUCGCAGAGAGCUCUACAGGGUGCAGAAUCAUGAAGUUCGUACUUGGACUGGUCUUAGUCAGCUUCAUUGUUGGGAUAACCCACGGAAGAGUGUACUAUUAUGCACCAACAACGACAGAAGCUCCGACCACGACACAGAAAGCGAGCUAUGGCGGCUAUGGCGGCAACGGUGGCAACGGCCAGAAUGGACAAGGCAACGGUAACAAUGGUGGCCAAAAUGGUGGCAGCGGUGGCUACGGUGGCCAGUAUGGUGCCGGCAACAAUAAUGGCCAAGGCAACGGGAACAAUGGUGGCCAAAAUGGUGGCGGAGACAAUAAUGAUAAGCAACAUCAUGCUGGUGGCGGAGGCAAUAAUGGUGACCAACACCAUGCUGGCGGCGGAAACAACGGUAUGAACGGUAUGAAACAAAUGAUGCAGAUGAUGAUUUGGAUGAUGAUGAACAUGGCCGGCAUGGGCAACAACGGCCAGCAAGCUGACUAAGUUUCUUCCACACGAAAUGAUGCUCUUCUCGAGGUCUUGAUAUUUAUGACUUCUUGAAAGUAUCGUUCCUACGUUUGGUAUGGUAUCAUGGAAAAUCCUCGUCCACAGUGCAUCUUUAUACACAUGUCGAUGUGGGAGUUACCGUAUUUAGGCCUAUUGGCAUUCGUUAUUAACUGGUUUGACACUUAAUGCUACUUUUUGUGUUUGAGAUAAAAGGGGGGUGGGGUAUUCAUUAUGUUUUGUAGGACUGUGAAAAAAUCCCAAGUGAAAGUUCAUCCAGGAAACUCAAAUGUGAGAGGCAGCUUUAUUUGUUAAAACGAAAUCUCGUGUGGGCUAUCAAGAUACGGCCUGUAGCUAUUUAGCAGUUCUUGUAUCCUACAUUAGAAAACAGUUUAACACACGCCGUAUAUCUUUAAAAUUCCAACGUAGGUUUGGGACACUUAAAUGAGGCCAUAACUGAUUGAAUAACGAGAGAGAUUCCUGCCUGACUUUCCAACAUGUGCAUCAUUUUAAACGUCGGUGUCAAAUGUAUUCAAUAAAUGUUAUAUAUAUUAUUUUAAA
This is a messenger RNA of Lingula anatina, 1098 nucleotides long. RefSeq lists its product as uncharacterized. NCBI's taxonomy places the organism in Eukaryota, Metazoa, Brachiopoda, Lingulata, Lingulida, Lingulidae. The record is from RefSeq and is a predicted model, not a curated record.